This is a messenger RNA of Magnolia sinica, 416 nucleotides long. RefSeq names its product ATP synthase subunit 9, mitochondrial-like. Gene Ontology annotation, molecular function: proton transmembrane transporter activity. The record is from RefSeq and is a predicted model, not a curated record. NCBI's taxonomy places the organism in Eukaryota, Viridiplantae, Streptophyta, Magnoliopsida, Magnoliales, Magnoliaceae. Gene Ontology annotation, biological process: proton motive force-driven ATP synthesis. The transcript has a single exon.
GAUGAGAAUUCUUGACUCAAGAUGUUAGAAGGUGUAAAAUUAAUAGGUGCCGGAGCAGCUACAAUUGCUUCAGCGGGAGCUGUUGUCGGUAUUGGAAACAUCCUUAGUUCCUCGAUCCAUUCCAUGGCGUAAAAUUCAUCAUUGGCUAAAUAAUCAUUUGGUUAUGCCAUUUUGGGCUUUGCUCUAACCGAAGAUAUUGCAUCAUUUGUCCCAAUGAUGUCGUCUCUUAUCUCAUCCGUAUUCUGAUCGAACAAAGAAAGGAGGUUUCAAUUUCAUUCUUAAUAGGCCUCUCUUUCUAAUAAGGAAGUGGAGGCAGGCCCAGCUUUAAAGCUUAUUAUGUCAAAGGCCGCGCAUACGUUUUUCAGCUGGGUACGAUUUAAAAUGAUUCCACAUUCAAGAAAGAACCGGACCUUCAA